AUGAGCCGAGGAGCCUUAGUUGUCGUUGAAGGCCUUGACAGAGCCGGUAAAACCACGCAAUGUGACAGACUGGUUGCACGCCUUUCCACCUCUACCACCACCAAACUCCGCAAGUUCCCAGACCGUACAACACCCAUCGGCAUCAUGAUUGACUCCUACCUCCGCUCAAACUCAGACCUCGACGACAACGCAAUCCACCUCCUCUUUUCCGCAAACAGAUGGGAAGCAAGCAGUGCAAUUAAAGCUGAACUGGAGAACGGUACAACCUUGGUGGUGGAUAGGUAUAUCUACAGUGGGAUUGCGUUCUCGAGGGCAAAGGGGUUGGAUGCGGCCUGGUGUCGGAAUCCGGAUGUUGGGUUGCCAAGGCCCGAUGUUGUUAUCUUUCUGGAUAUCUCAGAGGAAGCUACGGCUGGACGGGGCGGGUAUGGAGAGGAGAGGUAUGAGAAGAAGGAGAUGCAGCGGAAGGUGCGCCAGGCAUUUAAGGAGUUGAGACAGGAUGAGCGCGAUGCUGAGGACUGGGUUGUUGUGGAUGCGGGACAAUCAGUGGAGGAGGUUGAAGAAGACAUUUGGCGGGCAGCGCAGAAGGGAAUUGAGAGAGCAAAGACCGAAGACCUCCGGACAAUUCUCUAA
Molecule: messenger RNA, 630 nt
Organism: Saitoella complicata NRRL Y-17804
Lineage: Eukaryota; Fungi; Ascomycota; Saitoellomycetes; Saitoellales; Saitoellaceae
Product: deoxythymidylate kinase-like protein
Exons: 1
Coding region: 1-630 (209 amino acids)
Biological process (GO): dUDP biosynthetic process; dTTP biosynthetic process; dTDP biosynthetic process
Cellular component (GO): nucleus; cytosol; cytoplasm
Molecular function (GO): ATP binding; dTMP kinase activity
Source: RefSeq, a predicted model, not a curated record